Mercenaria mercenaria is the source of this 793-nucleotide messenger RNA. RefSeq names its product cytoplasmic dynein 2 heavy chain 1-like. Bases 100 to 486 code for a protein of 128 amino acids. Lineage: Eukaryota; Metazoa; Mollusca; Bivalvia; Venerida; Veneridae. Gene Ontology annotation, biological process: microtubule-based movement. Gene Ontology annotation, cellular component: dynein complex. The transcript is spliced from 4 exons. The record is from RefSeq and is a predicted model, not a curated record. Gene Ontology annotation, molecular function: minus-end-directed microtubule motor activity; dynein light intermediate chain binding; dynein intermediate chain binding.
UAGCAAUUUCACACACAGAUUUUCAAUAUAAAUACGCAGCGGAUUUAACCGUGGAAUAUCUAUACCUUUACUUCAGGUUACAGCUAUCUGAAACUACAGAUGGAAGCCUCCAAAAAACCAGUUGAGUAUGACAGAAUUUCCCAAGCAAGUGAGGCUGUGAAAGAAAUACCUAAGAAGGACUUUCAGGAAAUGAGAAGUUUUAAUGCGCCACCUGAAGCUGUUAAGGAUGUGUUAUCGGCAACUAUGCUAUUACUGGGACACCCUGAAUCGGAAGUGAACUGGACCAUGAUUAAGAAAUAUCUUGGAAAAUCCGGAGAAGAAUCAUUACAACACAAAGUGGGGUCCAAUGACUUUGCAAAAAUACCUCAGGAGAACAUAAAGAAGGCGAAGGCAAUACUGAGCAAAUAUGACGCAAAUAGGAUAGCACAGGUCAGCCAGGCAGCUAAGGAAUUAUACAUUUGGGCUGAUGCCGUGGUGGACAACUAGGUGAUAUAAAACUGCUUUUUGUAAACAUGUCCGACGAUGAAGUCUAUUGUCAAAUCUGUAGCGAUGAAAGAUGACAGGCGCUUCAUACUAAAAAUUACAAAGACGUUUCAUGUAUAAAAAAAUAGUCUGCAUGGCGUAUUUAGAGAGAGAGAGAGAGAGAGAGAGAUCGUAUGGUUCUUAUAAAUAUCAGUUUUGUCAUUAUGCAAUAUUAUUCAAAAGUAUGAAUAAUAUGAUUAUUACCUAUACAUGUAGUUUUAUUGAAUAUCUUCACCAUAUACCAAUCAAGUGAACAUGUCGCAAAAUAAAC